This is a messenger RNA of Staurois parvus, 435 nucleotides long. The record is from the annotation of a GenBank genome assembly. Lineage: Eukaryota; Metazoa; Chordata; Amphibia; Anura; Ranidae.
AUGCAGACUGCUUCUACAAACAUUGGUGAAAGAAUGGGCAAUAAGUCCAUCUGUGACAUUUCCUGGCUACUAAAUAUUCCACGCUCAACUGUUAGUGGGAUUAUAACAAAGUGGAAGCAACUGGGAACAACAGCCACUCAGCCACCAAGUGGUAGGCCACAUCACAUGACAGGGCGGGGUCAGCGCAUGCUGAAGCACACAGUGCGCAGAAGUCACCAACUGUCUGCAGAGUCAAUAGCUAAAGACCUCCAAACUUGGUGUGGCCUUCAGAUGAGCCCAACAACAGUGCGUAGAGAGCUUCAUGGAAUGGGUUUCCAUGGCCGAGCAGCUGCAUCCAAGCCUUCCAUCACCAAGUGCAAUGCAAAGUGUCAGAUGCCGUGGUGUAAAGCACGCCACCACUGGACUCUAGAGCAGAGGAGGCGUGUUCUCUGGAGC